UUUGCCUUUUAUGGACUUCGUCUGAGGGAGUGUGUCGUAUUCAUGGUGCUGCUUAACCAGUGCGCCUCACUACCAAAAACAGCACCACCCCUGAAGCCAGAUUUUCCCUUUGUUUUCAUGUGGAACGCUCCCACCGAACUCUGCGAGAGCAGGUUUGGUAUGGGUCUGGACCUGACAUACUUUCAGUUCGUCAGCAGCACUUUGAAGACGGCGAUCAACCAGAGCAUCUCCAUUUUCUACACGGACAGAUUCGGCAUCUUCCCCUAUGUGGAUGAAGAAACUGGAGAGACAUACAGCGAGGGACUCCCUCAGCUAGUUGAUAUCAAAGAGCAUCGCGAAUUAGCAGAAGAUGACAUUAUCUUCUACAUCCCCGUCGACCAGCCCGGCCUAGCUGUGCUGGAUUUUGAAGAAUGGAGGCCGCAGUGGGUCCGUAACUGGGGCAGCAAAGAUAUCUACAGACAGGUGUCAAUCGAAACUGUCAUGCAGAAGCAUGUCUUACUGACCAAGGAAGAGGCAGAAGUCAUCGCCAAACGAGUGUUUGAGGCAGCAGCCAAGCGCUAUUUUUUGAAAUCUCUGAAGCUGGGAAAAACACUGCGUCCACAGCGAUUGUGGGGCUACUACCUGUACCCAGACUGCUACAACUAUGAAUACAACCAGGAUUUAACAGACUAUAUGGGCCAGUGCCCUGAAAUUGAAAAGGAGAGAAAUGACGAAUUACUCUGGCUUUGGCAAGAGUCGACAGCUCUGUACCCCUCUAUAUAUCUUGAGCUGGUACUGAAGGACACCCCUGAGGCUGCUCUGUAUGUCCGCCAUCGCAUCCAGGAGGCCAUGAGAGUCUCUAUGCUGCCUAACAAAAACUACUCCAUUCCCAUCUAUGCCUACAUUCGUCCUGUGUACAAAGACAGUGAUGAGGUCUACUUGUCUAAGUUGGACUUGGUUAGUACUAUCGGAGAAGCUGCUGCUUUGGGGGCCGCCGGCGUUGUUGCCUGGGGGGAUAUGAACGUCUCGGAGAGCGAGAAUUCAUGCUUCGCUGCUAGACGCUACUUGGAGAAAACGAUGAACCCCUACAUCGUGAACGUAACUACGGCGGCGCGUCUGUGCAGCUCUGCACUAUGUCAAGGCAAAGGGCGAUGUGUGAGGAAGAACUGGGACAGUGGAGAGUACCUCCACCUCGAUCCGUACAGGUAUCUAAUCAAGCGGUCCAGACUCGGCGAACUGACCGUGAGGGGGGACCUAACCCAGGAUGACAUUGACUGGUUCGAGGAGAGGUUCGACUGCCUGUGCUACAGCGACGGUCCCUGCUACUCCCCCAUCACUUUGAACAGAGUAUCAAACUUCGUCCACGGUAAAGGAGUUAACCUCUACCCGGUGCGAGCUCCCUUUCUGACGUCCGUAAUAUUCUUGUAUUUCCUGUUAAGGCAAGCGUAGGCUUGAGUGUUAUAGGAUCUGCGUGCCACUAUAUGAGGGGAAAAAGAGGCACAU
Messenger RNA from Megalops cyprinoides (Indo-Pacific tarpon), 1482 nucleotides. Its product is annotated as hyaluronidase-5-like. The transcript is spliced from 3 exons. Lineage: Eukaryota; Metazoa; Chordata; Actinopteri; Elopiformes; Megalopidae. The coding region runs from base 43 to 1428 and encodes 461 amino acids. The record is from RefSeq and is a predicted model, not a curated record. Gene Ontology annotation, biological process: hyaluronan catabolic process; carbohydrate metabolic process. Gene Ontology annotation, cellular component: acrosomal vesicle. Gene Ontology annotation, molecular function: hyalurononglucosaminidase activity.